AUGAAUUGGAACAAAGGCGGUCCUGGCGUGAAGCGAGGCUUCGGCUUUGGAGGUUUUUCCCUUGCUGGUGGGAAGAAAGAGGAAACAUCCCUCCAUCAGAAAUCCCACGGGUCAUUCGGGGCAUCAGGAUCUGGCAGUGGUGGCUACGGGAAGAACCAACUGCCAUCGUUCUACAAAAUUGGCACCAAAAGAGGCAAUUUCGAUGAGGAAAAUGCGUACUUUGAGGAUGAUGAGGAGGAGUCUGGCAGCAAUGCGGACCUGCCGUACAUCCCAGCGGAGAACUCGCCAACACGACUGCAAAUGAAAUCUGGCGGCGGCUCAGACAGCGAUGACGAUCCCUUAGAUGCAUUUAUGGCCGAGGUUGAGAACCAAGCAGCAAAAGACAUUAAGAAAAUCGAGGAAAAAGCGGCCAAGGGUAUUCGUGAUGACAUUGAAGAAGAAGAUGAACAAGAGGCCUAUUUCCGCUACAUGGCCGAGAACCCCACUGCCGGCCUGAUGCAGGAGGAGGAGGAAGAGAAUGUAGACUAUGACAGCGAUGGCAAUCCUAUCGCCCCCAUAGCCAAGAAAAUAAUCAUGCCCCUACCACCUAUCGACCACUCAGAGAUUGAUUAUCCACCAUUUGAGAAAAACUUCUACAAUGAGCACGAGGAGCUUAGUACCCUGACAGGAAUGCAGGUGGUAGAACUUCGACAAAAGCUCAACUUGCGUGUGUCUGGCGCUGCACCACCGAAACCAUGUACCAGCUUUGCCCAUUUCAGCUUUGAUGAGCAGUUGAUGCAUCAAAUCCGCAAGUCAGAGUACACACAGCCCACUCCUAUCCAGUGCCAGGGUGUGCCUAUUGCACUGUCAGGCCGCGACAUGAUCGGCAUUGCGAAAACUGGCAGCGGCAAAACAGCAGCAUUUAUCUGGCCUAUGUUGGUGCACAUCAUGGACCAAAAGGAGCUGGAGCCCGGGGAUGGGCCCAUCGGUGUCAUUGUGUGCCCCACUAGGGAGCUCUGUCAGCAGAUUCACGCUGAAUGCAAGCGCUUUGGUAAAGCAUACUCUCUUCGUUCUGUGGCGGUUUACGGAGGAGGCAGCAUGUGGGAGCAGGCCAAAGCUCUGCAGGAAGGCGCAGAGAUUGUGGUGUGCACUCCGGGUCGUCUGAUAGACCACGUCAAAAAGAAGGCCACGUCAUUGCAGAGAGUGUCCUACCUGGUUUUUGAUGAGGCAGACCGAAUGUUUGAUAUGGGCUUUGAGUAUCAAGUUCGAUCUAUCUCUAGUCACGUGCGUCCAGACAGACAGACACUUUUGUUCAGCGCGACUUUCCGGAAGAAGAUCGAGAGGCUGGCCAGGGACAUUCUGAUGGAUCCUAUCCGUGUGGUGCAGGGAGACAUUGGAGAGGCCAACGAGGACGUGACUCAGGUGGUGGAGAUGCUGCCAAGCGGCGCAGACAAGUGGAGCUGGCUCACACGGCGCCUAGUGGAGUUCACGUCCAGCGGUUCAGUGCUGAUCUUUGUCACCAAGAAGGCCAAUUCUGAGGAACUGGCCACCAACCUGAUGCAGGAGGGCUACAGCCUGGGCUUGCUGCAUGGUGACAUGGACCAGAGCGAGAGGAACAAGGUCAUCACUGAUUUCAAGAAGAAGAAUCUGCCCGUUCUGGUGGCCACAGAUGUCGCUGCCCGCGGUUUGGACAUCCCGUCCAUCCGCACGGUGGUCAACUACGACGUGGCACGGGACAUCGACACACAUACACACCGUAUUGGCCGAACGGGUCGUGCCGGCGAAAAGGGUGUGGCCUACACCUUGUUGACCAACAAGGACACCGCCUUCGCUGGAGACCUUGUGCGCAACCUGGAAGGUGCCAAUCAGGGCGUCUCCAAAGAACUAAUGGACUUGGCCAUGCAGAAUCCAUGGUUCAGGAAGUCCAGAUUCAAAGGUGGCAUGGGAAAGAAGCUGAACAUCGGUGGGGGAGGACUAGGUUACAAAGAGAGACCGGGAUUGGGUGCCGACACAUCUGAUCGUAGCAGCACCAGCAGUGUGUUAUCUUCCUUGAGUGGCUACGAGGGUUUCAGCAAACCGAGCAGCGGUGCCAUGGGAGAUCGCAUAUCUGCAAUGAGACAAGCCUUCCAGGCUCAAUACAAGAGUCACUUUGUGGCGGCGUCCGGUAACCCGCCUAAACUCAGCACCAAAUCCAGCAGCUCAUCUGGCUGGACAAGCGCUGGCAGCCUGAGCUCAGUGCCCACAGAGUCGCCCAACGGCGCAGAACGGGCCCAGGCUGUCGCUGCCUCUUUUGCAAUACCUGGCUUCACCAGCGCCGGCUCUCUGAGCACAGUGUCCACCGCACAGAGCAGCGUGCCGACGCCCUCCCGGGAACGCAGCGAUCGGGAACGCAGCGAUCGAAGCGGCCGCCACAGUGACAACCGUAAUGGGGAUGAAAGCAAGAGAGAUAGAGAGGACAGAAAGAGCGAGAGGGACAGAGGAGACGAUAGUUUCGCCGUACCAGAGCCGCCCAAACGUAGAAAGAGCAGGUGGGACAACUAA
Nerophis lumbriciformis (worm pipefish) is the source of this 2520-nucleotide messenger RNA. Lineage: Eukaryota; Metazoa; Chordata; Actinopteri; Syngnathiformes; Syngnathidae. The record is from RefSeq and is a predicted model, not a curated record.